CGGGCCAGCCAUGCCGGGCCACAUGGACCCCUCGCCGCGGGAGCGGCCUCUGCGCGACGGGGUGCCUCCCCUGCCCCUGGCGCGCGGCGGCCUCCGCGGGGCCCUCGACCGGCUGUCCCCGCGGAGCCCCCGGGCUUCGCCGCGGGGCGCGGCGGCGGGGCCUUCCGCGUCGGAGCGCGGGAAGGCCAACAAAAUCCGCAGCCCGCGGCCGCCGGAUGCCCUCGAGGGCUGCGCGGGGGAGAGGCAAGCACUGCCCGCGGUGCCGGCCGGGCACGCCCAGGGCGCGGCGGAGGCGGACCCGCACCUGCUUGCCAGGGCGGUAGUCGAGGCGGUGCGCGGGGAGCUGCGGGAGCAACUCCGGGAGCAGCUGCGCGAGGCGACCAUUGCCCUCGAGCGGGCCGUGCGCUCGGAGGUGGCCCUGGCCGUGACCUGGGCCGUGUCGGCCUCGCCGGGCGCGGGCCCGCGCGCGCAGACGAGCCCUGGCGGGCACGGCGAGGGCGAGGUGCACAGGCCCGGUUCGCCGACAGGCAAGUUCAGAAGCGAGGCGCAAGACCAGCCGACCGGCAGGGAGUCUCGAUCGUCGAACAUGUCAUCAAUAUCGAGUGCGAGCAAGGCAGAUCGCUCGGUCGAAGUGCCGACCAUGCAUCUCUCAAAGUUCGCGGAGACGCCUGCACAGACAGAGGUGCUUGACGGUGGCGGCAAAAGGUUUGUCGAUUGUGUCGACUAUUUAUGGAACUUGAAGGAGCCCAGGCGCGACGGCCUACUCGCGAGAUUGUUCAGACAGGCCCGCUUUGAGGUUGCCGUCCAGGUUGUGAUCAUGUGCAACUGCCUCUUCAUGGCACUCGUCGCCAACAGUGAGGUUGCCAAUUGGAACGAAGAUCCGCAUCCGCUCAUCCUGCCCCUUGAGCUUACUUUCCAGUUGAUCUACACACUGGAGCUGAUUGGGAAGCUGUCCGUUCAUAGAUUGUUCUUCUUCUGGAACGAGGACUGGGCCCUGAACCUGCUGGACUUCACGCUGGUCGUUACGGGCGCGAUGGAAAUUGCGUUCAGGCUUGGCAACAUUUGGAACCUGUCCUACAUGCGGAGCCUGCGCGUUGUGAAGGUGGCCAAGGCCCUGCGGCUGGUCCGCGUGAUCACUGGUGCCGAGGCGUUGCGAAACAUUUUCAUCUGCAUCAUCGGUUCAAUGAUGAAUUUCGUUUGGAGUAUCCUUAUGUUGACGGUGGUUCUGUACGUGUUCUCCCUGCUCUUGGUAAUCAGCGCUGGAAACCACCUCCAAGAGAUAGGUGACGACACAAGCGACGCCGCCGAGAGUCUGCGUUCGGAACUCCUGUUGAUGUACGGCUCCAUCCAGCAGUCGAUGCUCACCCUGUAUAAGGCGACGACGGGUGGCGACGACUGGUCGCUCUCCUACAAUGCCAUCGCAAGCACAGGCUGGGUCCCCUCGAUCGUCUACCUCUUCUUUGUGGCCUUCAUGCAGGCCACGGCUUUAAGCCAUCACAAGGAGAAGGAGUUAGCGGCCGAGAACAUGCGCUCUUUGUGGAGGGAGGUCGCCGAAACGGACGACGGUUAUCUCACAACCGAGGACUUCCGCAGUGGCCUCCGUGGGACAAAGAUUCCGUACCAGCUCGAGGACAUGGGGCUCUCCAUCGACAAUGUCAGUCACUUCUUCCGCGUCUUGCAGAGACACUCCUCAGAGGACGGCAAGGUGCGCAUCAACAAUUUUGUGCACGGGUGCAUGCGGCUGAAGGGCGCGGCCUCUAGCUACGAUAUUCAGGAGAUGCGGUCGGAGAUAUUCGCCAUUGGCAGGAAGGUCGAUCGCUUGGCGGCGCCUCCCCAGCACACCGUCGCGUAG
Messenger RNA from Prorocentrum cordatum, 1852 nucleotides. NCBI's taxonomy places the organism in Eukaryota, Dinophyceae, Prorocentrales, Prorocentraceae. The record is from the annotation of a GenBank genome assembly.